Messenger RNA from Raphanus sativus (radish), 1697 nucleotides. RefSeq names its product beta-glucosidase 16-like. NCBI's taxonomy places the organism in Eukaryota, Viridiplantae, Streptophyta, Magnoliopsida, Brassicales, Brassicaceae. Bases 1 to 1545 code for a protein of 514 amino acids. Gene Ontology annotation, molecular function: beta-glucosidase activity. Gene Ontology annotation, biological process: carbohydrate metabolic process. The transcript has 12 exons. The record is from RefSeq and is a predicted model, not a curated record.
AUGAGAAGUAAAUGUCUCCUUUUACUGUUGAUCAUAACUUCCACCUACGUUAGAGUUUCUGCUAAGAAUCACUCCUCAAGACUUAUUUUAAGGAGAAGUGAUUUCCCAGAAGAUUUUAUUUUUGGAUCUGCCACUUCUGCAUACCAGUGUGAAGGUGCUGCUCAUGAAUAUGGUAGAGGACCAAGUAUCUGGGACACCUUCUCUGAAAAUUUCCCAGAGAAGAUAUUGGACGGUAGUAAUGGGUCCAUUGCUGAUAAUUCUUACAACUUAUACAAGAAAGAUGUGAAUUUGCUGCAUCAAAUUGGCUUCCAUGCUUACCGAUUCUCGAUCUCAUGGUCACGGAUUUUGCCUCGUGGGGAUUUAAAGGGAGGUAUCAACCAGGCUGGAGUAGAUUAUUACAACAACCUGAUUAAUAAACUUCUGUCAAAAGGAAUGAAGCCAUUUGUCACAAUAUUUCAUUGGGACCUACCAGAAGCACUUGAACAUGCUUACGGUGGCUUCCUUGGAACUGAGAUUGUGAAUGAUUUCCGGGACUAUGCAGAACUCUGCUUCCAGAAAUUUGGAGAUAGAGUGAAGCAUUGGAUGACAUUAAACGAGCCAUUUACAGUGGUACGUGAUGGUUACAUAAUUGGUCAAAAGGCACCUGGAAGAUGUUCCAGUUUCACUAAUCCUAAUUGCACCGGGGGUGAUGGAGCCACCGAACCUUACAUCGUCGGCCAUAACUUCCUCCUCGCUCAUGGAGCCGCUGUCAAGAUCUACAGAGAAAAGUACCAGGCAUAUCAGAAAGGCAAAAUUGGUAUCGCCUUAAACACAGAAUGGCACUACCCUUACUCAGAUUCAUAUGCUGACAAACUAGCCGCAGCUCGAGCCACGGCCUUCACCUUUGACUACUUCUUGGAGCCAAUUGUCUAUGGUAGAUACCCUGCAGAAAUGGUCAACCAUGUGAAAGAUGGUCGUCUUCCCACAUUCACACCAGAAGAGUCAUCAAUGCUAAAAGGAUCAUAUGAUUUCAUAGGUCUUAACUAUUACUCAUCUUUCUACGUUAAAGACGUGCCAUGUGCAACUGAAAACAUCACCAUGUACACCGAUCGUUGCGCCAGCAUUGUAGGUGAGCGAAAUGGAGUACCUAUCGGUCCAACGGCUGGUUCGAGUUGGCUUUUUAUAUACCCCAAGGGUAUUCGCGAUCUUCUACUACAUGCAAAAUUCAAAUACAAUGAUCCCGUCUUGUACAUAACAGAAAACGGAGUGAAUGAAGCUAACACUGGAGAAGUCUUUCUUAAUGACGACAUGAGAAUUGACUACUACGCUAAUCACCUUAAGAUGGUUCGCGAUGCAAUCUCGAUGGGGGUGAAUGUGAAAGGAUAUUUUGCAUGGUCGUUGAUGGAUAACUUUGAGUGGUCGGAAGGAUACACGGUCCGCUUCGGGCUAGUGUAUGUGGACUUUAAAAAUGGAUGUAAGAGGUAUCCCAAGAAAUCAGCUAAGUGGUUUAGGAGAUUGUUGAAGAGAAAGCAUAAUGGGACUAAAAAGCAAGUAGCUGUUAUGUAGUAAAUCAUGAGCUUCUCAAUUUGUUGUCUACGUAUGAUACGAUACGUAGCGUUUCUUUUCCAUGUGCAGAAAAUAAUAAUUCAUUAAUUUGAGAUGAGAGGUGAGGUGACUUUGUUUUUGAUGUUACCAAAUUUUAACUUUUUUUAAAGGCU